Messenger RNA from Aphis gossypii (cotton aphid), 1347 nucleotides. RefSeq names its product THAP domain-containing protein 2-like. The record is from RefSeq and is a predicted model, not a curated record. The transcript has 6 exons. Lineage: Eukaryota; Metazoa; Arthropoda; Insecta; Hemiptera; Aphididae. Gene Ontology annotation, molecular function: sequence-specific DNA binding. Bases 277 to 912 code for a protein of 211 amino acids.
UGGUCUAAACAGUGUAUGUAGAAUGUAUAAAGAAAUGCCGUAUGUCUAUGACUAUAAAUAAAGAAACGAAAAAAAAAAAAAUCACAGUCUACUCCUGUUGACGUUUUGUUUGGUUACCUGAAAAAUUACCAAAGUUUCUGUGAUUUGAAUACGAACACUAGAGGUAUAUACGCUUUGUACAGUGAAGGUAGGCACUCGCUAGUCAGACGGAGAAUUUGAGAAUUGACUACUUAUCAGGGUUUAAAAGAAUUAACGAUCACUAUAUAAUUCAUUAAAAUGCGGUGUAUGCUAUGUAUCAAACCAAAGUACAAACAAUUUAGGCCUUAUGUAUCUUUUCACUCAUUUCCUAAAUGUCCGAUUCAAAAACAAGUAUGGAUGAACAUCUGUAAUAUAACGAAUCAAGUAGACUUGACAAAAUGUAAGAUAUGUUCAUUUCAUUUUCAACUUGAUUGUUUUAAAGACCAUACGGAUAAAAGAAUACUUAAACCGGACGCUAUACCAACAUAUUUUGUAAAAAGAUACAUAAGAAAACAAUAUCUCCAAUUAGCAACUGAGCAUGAUUAUUCAAAAUUAGCUAACCUAAACAAUAGUUGUAUUCUAUGUGUGAAAUCAAUGAUAAAAUUUAAGCUCGGUUCCAAGAUAACUUUACACAAAUUUCCGACAUGUCCAGAAAGACGACAAGAUUGGAUUAAUCGUUGUCAAUUAACGAACCAAGAAGUUCUACCAAAGCAUAAGUUAUGCUCAUUACACUUUGAGCCAACAUGUUUCAAAUCCUCUGAAAAGAAGCGGAUACUUUACCAAAACGCCGUACCAACAAUUUUUGAAGUGGGUCGUUACAACUACAAAAGAAGAGUCUUUAAAGGAAAAUCGAAAGAUUGUGUUAAGAUGGAGAUUGCAUGUCAGGAUCAAUAGUCCUCUAAUAUGGAACCUUUCCAAAACUAAGAAAUAAAAAAAUCAUCUUUUAUGUCACUAUUGAACCUCGUUUGGAUUAAAACAUCAUUGGGAAACAAUCUAAUACUGCUAUAAGUGAUCAAUAUCAUACAAUACAAGAUUUAUUGUGCUUCAGUUAAAUUAAUAUUUUUUUCUUUUUAUAUGCAAAUGUUUUUUUAUAGUUUUUUUUUUUUUUUUUAUAUAAAUAACAUUAUGAGGAAAAGUAUAAAAUGACUUGAAUGUAAUAACUGUAAAUGUAUAAAAUGAACGACGAAUUGUUCCGCCACAGGAACAGGAUUAUAUCUCUUAAAAUAUUUUGAAUAUUUCGUUUUGCAUAAAAAAUAAUAGUACAUAUGUGUAAUACACUAAUACAUAAUGGUGAUAAAUUUCAAAUCUCACCGAUUAAUUUAGAUCCAA